AUGGGGACUGCAGCUCUGAGUCCCACCCUCCUGCUGCUCACAGUACUCCUGGCUCUGACCCAGACCGAGACCCAGAGUGGCGCUGGGUCACACUCGCUGAGUUAUUUAGUAACCGCGACCGCGACCGCGUCUCGAACCGGUCUCCGAGAUCCCCAAGCCUUCGUGGCUGGCUAUGUGGACGACACGCAAAUCCUGCGCUUCGACAGUGACUUGGCUACUAAGAUGGAGCCGCGAGUGCCAUGGGCAAAGCAGAUGGGGCCGGAUUAUUGGGAGCAAGAGAGAAUACUUUUGGAGAUUUAUUCCCGCACGGCCCAAGAAAACUUGCUAUUUGCAAUCCGAAUCUAUAACCAGAGCGAUGACGACUCUCAUACCUUCCAGUGUUUCAUUGGCUGUGAAGUGGGUCCAGAUCUACACUUCCUCCGUGGGCACUACAGUCAUGCCUUUAAUGGUCGUGAUUACAUCAGCCUGAACGAGGACAUGAGAACCUGGACUGCUGCAGACAAGACAGCUCAGAUCGCCCUGCAAAGGUGGGAGGCGAAACAUUUAGCAGAGCACUGGAGGAUCUUCGCUCAGGGCCGGUGCAUUGCUUGGCUACUCAAGCAUCUGGAACUAGGAAAGGAGAUUCUGCAGCGCUCAGACCCUCCAAAGGCACAUAUUACCCAUCACCCUAGACCUGAAGGAGAUGUCACCUUGAGGUGCUGGGCUCUUGGAUUCUACCCAGCUGACAUCACCCUGACCUGGCAGAGGGAUGGGGAAGACCAGACCCAGGACAUGGAACUGGUGGAAACCAGGCCUGCAGGGGAUGGAAACUUCCAGAAGUGGGCAGCUGUGGUGGUGCCUUCUGGGGAGGAGCACAAAUACACAUGCCAUGUGCAACAUGAGGGGCUGCCUGAGCCCCUCACCCUGAGAUGGGAGCCAUCUCCUUGGUCCCCAACUGGAGUGAUAGUUGGUGUGGUUCUCCUUGGAGUUGUGGUUGCUGUAGCUGUGGCUGCCAUUGUGAUGCUGAGGAAGAAAAGCACAGGUAGGGAGGGGAUUGAUUUCCACCUUUUACCAUCUUCUCCCAGCUCUGAGCUCUCUCUGCACAUUAAGGGAACACCUACAUAUCACACUGUAUCCAAUGUUGGCCUAGAACUCACUAAGUAG
Messenger RNA from Alexandromys fortis (reed vole), 1143 nucleotides. Its product is annotated as class I histocompatibility antigen, Gogo-B*0102 alpha chain-like. The transcript has 7 exons. The coding region runs from base 1 to 1143 and encodes 380 amino acids. NCBI's taxonomy places the organism in Eukaryota, Metazoa, Chordata, Mammalia, Rodentia, Cricetidae. Gene Ontology annotation, cellular component: external side of plasma membrane. The record is from RefSeq and is a predicted model, not a curated record. Gene Ontology annotation, molecular function: peptide antigen binding; signaling receptor binding. Gene Ontology annotation, biological process: positive regulation of T cell mediated cytotoxicity; immune response; antigen processing and presentation of endogenous peptide antigen via MHC class I via ER pathway, TAP-independent.